UCCUUUUGAUUUGAUAUUUGUUAAGCACAGAAGAAAGAAUGUUUAUACAUAGCAGCAAAAUAAUCAGUUAGACAGUGACGUUUGUUUUCCAAAUUUAAGAUACAGUUUAUAAUUAAAUUAAAAUAAUUAUUUUGAAUGUCAUGUUGAAUAACAUCCACUUACUCUGGCCUUUGUCAAAACCAGUACAAGUUAUUCGACAUGACCUCGGGUCCUCUGAAAAAGAAAACUUACAUGGGACAGCAUCAGAUAAAAAAGAAAAUGAGCAAUGAUGAACCCCCAGAUGGAGAUGGACUGUUGCAAAAUACCUGGAAUCGGUCAAAUAAAACUGUCAAAUCCCAGAACGUUAGCAGAAAUAGCCAAAUGCCCACAGACGGGGGACCCCACAAGGCCUGUAGUUCAAAGGAGAAGGAUUGUAAGAGACCAGGAUGGAGUGCAGAAUGCAGAGACCUUGCUCAGAAACUUCUCUUCAGUGAAGACUCUGGGGAAAUGGAUCAUCUUCAGAUGGAUAAAGAAAACAGCCAUUCAAAACCUUCCACUUGUGUCAACCUUCUGUCUUAUCAAGAAACAGAAAACAGUCAGAAAGCUGUCAGCUCAAGCAAACAGACACUCGGAAGAAAGGACUCUUCUCCUAGAAAUGACAAACAUGGGUCAAAUAAGAAUACUGACCCACUUCUGGAUGUUUCCAGAGACUAUAUCUUGUUCAGUCCCACCCGUCUUGCAGCAGCUAUGAAAAAGGCCAAACUCCAGCAAAUAUUACAGAAUCAAUCCACCUCUGUGCUCACUGUCCCUAGUGGACUGGAGCUCAGCACUGUCAGUGACACCCUACCACACCCAGUCAUGGCCUUAUGUGCUCCUGUGGAUAAAGCUGAAAAGCUCUUUUUAUCCAACUGGGGUUUACCAAAGCCUGUUCUGGAGCGCUAUCAGAAACAUGGAGUGACUCAAAUGUUUGAGUGGCAGGCUCAGUGCCUCACUGUUGGACAGGUGCUGCAGGGAGGUAACCUGGUGUACUCGGCACCUACUAGUGCCGGCAAAACCCUAGUGUCAGAGCUGCUGAUGCUGAAGCGUGUUCUGGAGACCAGGAGAAAAGCUCUCUUCAUUUUGCCCUUUGUUUCUGUGGCCAAAGAGAAGAUGCACUACCUCCAGAGCAUAUUUGAAGAGGCAGGAGUUCGAGUGGAGGGGUACAUGGGCAGCACGUCGGCUGCUGGAGGAUUCACAAAGCUGGAUGUGGCUGUUUGCACCAUAGAAAAAGCCAAUUCUCUCAUUAAUAGACUCAUUGAAGAAAAUAGCAUGAGUCUCCUAGGUGUGGUGGUAGUAGAUGAGUUGCAUAUGGUUGGAGAUUCUGGGAGGGGAUACCUGCUGGAAUUGCUGCUAACCAAAAUCCUCUAUAUCGCACAGAAACAAAACACCACAGGGUCUCUUUCUGAGCGUAUACAGAUAAUUGGUAUGAGUGCCACUUUGCCAAACCUCUCACUCCUGGCUGGCUGGUUGGAUGCAGAGCUUUACCAGUCAGAUUACAGACCUGUACCUUUGCAGGAGCAUCUUAAAGUGGGCUGUAACAUCUAUGACAAGAGCCUCUCUGUGGUCCAGCAGUUUACCCCUGCUCUCCAUAUCAAGGGUGAUGAUGACCACAUUGUGAGCUUGUGUUAUGAGACAGUCAGAGAGGGCCACUCUGUGCUGCUGUUCUGCCCUUCCAAGAACUGGUGUGAGAAACUGGCAGAUACAGUCGCUAGAGAGUUUUAUAAACUCAGACAUACUGAUCGUCAGAGUGAGGCUGGGCCUCAGCCGGCGUGUCUGGAUCAGGAGGGACUAGAGGAUGUAAUAGCCCAGUUAAGACAAACUCCAGCCGGUUUAGAUCCCAUUCUGCAGCGCACUGUGCCAUGGGGGGUGGCAUUCCACCAUGCUGGUUUGACUUUUGAUGAGCGUGACGUGUUGGAGGGAGCUUUUCGUCAGGGCUUGGUAAGAGUCCUGGCUGCUACCUCUACUCUCUCUUCAGGGGUUAAUCUUCCAGCUCGCAGAGUCAUCAUUCGAACCCCAACUUUCAAUGGACGCCUGCUGGACCCGCUCACAUACAAACAAAUGGCUGGACGAGCAGGAAGAAAAGGAGUGGACACUACAGGAGAAAGUGUGCUGGUAUGUAAGCAAUCAGAGCGCCAAAGAGGUAUUAGUCUCCUUCAGGGGGCUCUUCAGCCCAUCAGCAGCUGCCUGGUGAGAAGGGAAGGCGAAGGUGUCACCACUAGCAUGCUCCGAGCCAUCCUGGAGAUAAUUGUUGGAGGUGUGGCCAGCACUCCACAGGAUGUACGGCUGUAUGCUUCCUGUUCACUUCUAGCCGCCAGCAUGAAAUGCGACAGCAAGAAAGAAGCUGAUGAAGAGACAAACAGAGGAGCUAUUGAGGCCUGUGUUGAAUGGCUGAUGGAGAAUGAAUUCAUUAGUAUUCAGAAGGACGGAUCAGGUGAUUUGACAGAUGAGCGGUACUGUCCAACCCAACUCGGCUCUGCCACCCUUUCUUCCUCCCUCUCUCCUCCAGAGGCUCUAGGAAUAUUUGCAGAUCUCCAGCGGGCCAUGAAAGGAUUUGUACUAGAAAAUGAUUUGCACCUUCUUUAUCUGAUCACCCCGUUAUAUGCAGAAUGGACUACCAUAGACUGGUAUCAGUUCUUCUGUUUGUGGGAGCAGCUGCCUUCAUCGAUGAAGAGGGUGGCAGAGCUGGUUGGUGUCCAGGAAGGCUUUCUCGCACGAUCUGUCAGUGGCAAACUUGUUGCCAAGACAGAGAAGCAGAGUAGACAGAUGGCCAUUCAUAAACGGUUUUUUACCACUCUUGUUCUCCAGGAUCUGGUGAAUGAGGUACCUCUGGGAACUGUUGCAUCUAAAUUCAACUGCAAUCGCGGACAGCUACAGUCCCUCCAGCAGUCUGCUUCCACAUAUGCAGGUAUGGUAAUGGUAUUCUGCAAGCGUCUAGGCUGGCACAACAUGGAGCUGCUCUUGUCUCAGUACCAGACCAGGCUGAGCUUUGGAGUCCAGAGGGAACUUGUUGACCUGGUCAGAGUUUCCCUUCUGAACGCAACACGAGCCAGAGCGCUCUACGCCCAAGGUCUCUGCACCAUUGCUGAACUAGCCAGAGCUACUGUAGCUGAUGUAGAGAAAGCUCUGCGGAAUGCAAUCCCAUUUAAGAGCUCUAAGCGUGCUGUUGAUGAAAGUGAGAUGGAGGCAGCGGAAAGACGACGACUUCGCUGCGUGUGGGUCAGCGGUGGACGGGCUCUGACAGAAGAAGAAGCAGCUGUUGAGAUUGUGUCUGAGGCAAGGCUCCUUCUUCAAGAAGACCUGGCUCAGUUAGGAGUUCGAUGGGAUCCAGCAGCACUUCCACCAGAGUCUCCUUCUGUCUCCAUCUCUGACAAUCAUUGCAAUAAGGACUCAGACACUUCAUCUACUUCUGAUUUCAGCCCACAUGAAAUGCCAACAGACAGCACUAAACGUCAUGAAAAGAGUGGAGUCACAACAAACCAUAGAGAGGCGGGUGAGAAAGAUGUUAAAAGCAAGAAGAGGAUGGUUGAAGGACGUGAUGGGCAAAAAGGAGGAGCCAGAAAUGUUGACAUUAUUGAACCAACAGUCAGUGAGGUGUCCAUAGAAAGAACCAAAGAAAGAAUAAAUAAAUCGGUGCAAAGCAGGAGAGAAAAUUCAGGAUACCAAGAGAACAAAGAGUUACGACAAAAAGAAGAGACAGAAGAAGGAGAGCCAAGUAAAAGAAGUGUUUUAAUUAGACAAGAGAAUCAUCAGUUAAAUCACCCUGCUGUUGAAACGAGCCUAACACAGGAGUUGGCUGAGAUUAUAUCCAGCCCCCUCCCUCAGUUGGUGCCACAACCUCGACCCUCACCUCCUCCAGCGUCACCCCCACGCUUUAGAGCCCCGAGGUCCCGACUAGAACAACAACAAACUAUGUCCACAAGCACAGUAAAAGGAGAAUGUCUCACAAGCCUCACUAUAUCACCUUUGCAGCCUGGUAGAAUAAAGCACUCAAGAGCCCUAAGCAAAGUUCUCCAAUCCAUACAAACUGACAAAAGCCUGCAAGAACAGUCUGCUGAGACAUUAAACUCAAAACCCACAGUGUUUUCAUCUGUUCAAAAUUCAGCACCAAUAGGUCAGAUGCAUACUGCUGCUCCUCAUCCUGGCCCUGUGCAAGAAAACACUUGUGUUGUUCCUGCACCUUCACGUGCAGAUAUGUUUGACUCUCCCCCCUCUGUCCCUCCUGUCUCUAUUCACGUACUCUCUCCUGAGGCCAAGAGGAGGAGGAUUGAUGCCAGAGAGGUAGAGAAGUUUUCAUCGCCUGAGCUGUAUGUAGGUGAUAAAACAGAUGAAGAAACUGAAGGACAAGCUAACAUGGGAGAAGAAAGCUUUGGUGACAGCUUUGAAUUGGACACUCAGACUGAAAGAAUGAUUGUUCAGCAGAAGUACAGAUGCACAGAUCAGAGUGAUGGAUGUACAGAUCAGUUGGUAGAAAUGCAAGAAGUAAGAGACGAGGAAAGGGUAGAAACAGCUGCCGAGCAAGAGGGGAUCCCAGAUGAGAGAAGAAAUGAUUUUGAAGGCUCUGGCAUUGCAUCUCCAAGAUUUAAUAUUUCUGUCACAGAUAGCCAGAUGGAGCUCAUCCUUAAUGCCAGCCACCAGAUGUCACCUGGUCCAGUUGGUAGUGACAGCGUGGACAAAGGUAAAGAUGAAGAUGAUUAUGAGCUUCCUGAUGCUAAUCAAGCAGCUCCAGAGAGUCCUAACAGAAGCAGCAGCUUCCUGUUUGACAGCAUGUAUGACAGCCCGCUGUUGGCAGCUCCAAAUAUGCACCAGCUGCCUGAUCAAUCAGAUGAAGACGAAUCUGUUAGCCAGAAAGUAAGAGCUGAGUCUCCUCUUCCAUCAACCCAACACAGACGACGCAGUGAGCUUCUUGCCAACCAGGAAGCUGAAGAGCAAGAGGCAGUCCAGUGGGGCGAGUCCUUCUUUAACUUGUCAGAGUGGGGUGACUCACUGUUGGUAGGUGAACACUUUCUGGAGAGGCAGAGUUUGUUGAGACACACAGAGAGGACUGAAAGGGAGGAAGAGAUGCAGCAGCUAAACAAAGACCAUAAUCUGUGUGAAGAACUGCUGCUAGAUUCACAGUCUGGACCCUGUCCAAAACUACUUAAUACCACUACAAGGAAUGAGUAUGAUAAGGAGAAAGCUGAUAGUAAUCAAGUCCAUACUAAACAAGUUAAACCAUUUAUUAAUGAACAGGUUGAUCCAGGUGAAAAUCAUGGAAGGGUUUAUGAAGACAGUGAAAUUGCAAAGCAGAUAAAGAAGAAAACAAAUAAAGAGACAGAAGGGGAAGAAGAAAUUGAGAUUUUAGUUUCAGACAUUGCAGUUUUUAAAAAUCCACAUAUCCAAAAUGCUCCUGAAAGUGCUCUUCAUUGCAGUCCAGGCUUACAAGAGAUCUUUGACCGUUGGCCUAGUAUGUCAGACCAACCAGGCCCCUCAUCUUAUGAAACACAAGCUGCUUCUACAAGGACAGCCGAUUGUCCAGUGUUACCACAACCAGUGAUACAACUGGGAAGAAAAAGAAGAAAGUCACAAGAGUGUGAUGCUUCAAAGAAUGACUCUCAAAUGGGACAAAUCUCAAAUCAAGACAGCAAGAAUUUAACAGAGAGACCAGGCUCUGCUGGUGACCUCAUUCCUCCAACUCAAGAAAACCCUCCUGUAACACCAAGAGUCAAACUGACCACCUCAUCUGUCCAGUCACCUGUUGCCAUUCAGCCACUUAAACAAUCUACUCCCUCAAACCCUUUUCAAGAGAAAUGGACGACCACAGAAUGUCCCACAUCGCACACAGGACACCAUGAUCAUCUGCCAGCAGCUGUUUCUGCAUCUGACAGUAAAAAGGAGGAAACUAGGUUAACGAAAAUGGAACUGAAGUCUGCUCCACAGUCAAGUUCAAAAACCAAACCUAGCCAGAACCUCGUCUUUCCUGCAGCAUGUUCUUCUCCUCCCUCCCUGCAACCAAGGCCUCCCUCUGACACAGAGUCGCUGGGGGCGCUUGAAAGCUUUACUCUUCAGUUGUCCCAGGAUGCAUCACUCUGUUCCAGCAACUCCGGGGCAUUCUCCAUCAUAGAUGUAGCAAGUGAUAAGUGCCUGUUUGACACGUUCAUUAAAGAAUGGAAAACACAGAAGAGGUUCUCUCUAGCUUUGGCCUGCAAGAGGACAGAGCACAGACAGCAGCCUGAGGAGGAAAUAGGGUGGAAACACAAGAGAGCAGCUCAUCAGAAGUCUAACAUGGCCGACGGGUUUCCUGUAAGAGACGAUGAAGGGCUUGUUUUGAUUGGACUAUCUGUCUGCUGGGGAGCCAGAGAUGCAUAUUAUAUAUCUCUACAGCAGGAGCAGAGCAAAGGUCUGAGCGCAAGUCUGGCUCCUCCUCCACUGGAUGAGGAUUUGUCAGUAAGUGAAAGGCUGGAACAGGUGAGGGUUUGUCUGAGCGGACAAUCAGCUGGAAAUGAGGUGCAUGUGGUGGUCGCAUAUGACAUCAUCAGGAUGUACAAGACGCUUGUACGAAGCUGCAACAUCAGCUUGGAGAGAAAUUGUGAAGAUCCAAAGGUUGCAUGUUGGCUGCUGGACCCUGGCAGUGAGGAGAGGACUCUCCCCAACAUGGUGACUGUCUACUGUCCUGAAGAAUUACCUCUGCUGGAUGGAUUUGGGAACGAGCAUUCGCACUGUCCUCGUGUCAGAGCAGCGACCAAGAGUGUGCUCACACACGCUGCCAUGAACCAUCUCACUGGUCUGCUGGAGGAAGACGGCACACUCGAUUUUUUCAGGAGAAUAGAGAUGCCUUCUCAGGUUUGUCUGGCCCUGCUAGAACUGAAUGGAGUUGGCUUCAGUGUUGAAGAGUGUGAAAGACAAAAACAUGUGAUGCAGGCCAAACUCUCAGCGCUGGAGUCUGAAGCUUACAGCCUGGCUGGACACAGCUUCUCCCUCACCAGCGUUGAUGACAUAGCACAGGUGCUGUUCUUGGAGCUCCACCUUCCUCCAAAUGGUGAUGUAGGUGGAGCAAGAAGUAAGAAAACCUUGGGCUACACCAGGAGAGGUGGUGGCAGAAUACGACUCGGAAAGCAAUUCAGCACUACCAAGGAUAUUCUGGAGAAGCUUCGUCCCCUUCACCCAUUGCCAGGUGUAAUUCUGGAGUGGAGGCGGAUCACCAACGCCUUGACCAAAGUGGUGUUCCCUCUGCAGAGGGAGAGGCAGUAUCACCCUAUCCUGGAGAUGGACAGGAUAUACCCCAUCGCCCAGACCUACACGGCCACAGGUAGAGUAAGCUUCACUGAGCCCAAUAUACAAAAUGUCCCUAAAGACUUUGAGAUAUGCAUGCCCACAGCGGUAGGUGAGAGCCCACCUUCACACAACGGCUUCCACUUGACCACCAAAGCAGGAAAGAAGAGACACUCUGUGGUGCCAACAGUCACAUCUGGACCAUCAGAACCAGGCCCAGCCUUCUCUGUCAGCAUGCGACAUGCUUUCAUUCCUUUUUCAGGUGGGAUGAUACUGGCAGCGGAUUACUCCCAGCUGGAGUUGAGAGUGUUGGCUCAUCUCUCAAAGGAUCAACGCCUCCUGCAAGUGCUGAAUGGAGGAGCAGAUGUGUUUCGCUGCAUUGCUGCAGAGUGGAAAAGUGUGGACCCAGAGUCUGUGCAGGACAGCCUCAGACAACAGGCAAAACAGAUUUGCUAUGGCAUCAUUUACGGAAUGGGAGCAAAAUCUUUGGGUGAGCAAAUGGGAGUGGAGGAGAACGAUGCCGCCUGCUACAUCGAGAGUUUCAAAGCCCGAUACAGAGGGAUUAAUGCUUUUCUGAAACAGACCGUAAAGAACUGCAUGAAGGAUGGCUAUGUUCAGACACUGAUGGGGCGCAAGAGAUAUUUAGCUAGAAUCACCAGCACCAAUACACACAUCAAAGCUCAUGCGGAGCGCCAGGCAGUGAACACGACUGUACAGGGUUCAGCAGCCGACAUUGUUAAACUUGCUACCGUGAACAUUCAGAAACGCCUACGAAAAAUGUACCCUGCAGCGCAGCUGUCUCACCAGCACGCACACACAGCUCGUAAUCAGCCCAAAACUGGGAUGGCUCAGAUCAGGGGAGCCUACUUUGUUCUACAGCUGCACGAUGAGCUCAUCUACGAAACCACAGAACGGGAUCUCAUACAGGUUGCACAGAUAGUCAAGAGGGAGAUGGAGUCAGCAGUGAAACUCUACGUGAAGCUCAAAGCCAAAGUAAAAGUUGGACCCAGCUGGGGGAACCUGCAGGACCUUGACAUAUGAACUGAAUAUUUUAUAUUGAAGCCAUUUUUGACCACUGUUUUGUAAGAUAUGUAGAUACAAUCAUUUGCACAUUUUUAAUCGCUACAUUGACAGCAAUGAAAUGUAAAAUAAAUCCAGUUUAUACCACAACUAUUUUAUAUAUUUAUGUACAGAUUGUUACCAGUGAACAGAAUCGUUACAUGACAGUAUGAUCAUCUGUAAUACCUGAAGAGUUUGUACUCAUUGAGGUCAUGAUUUUUUUUUUAAACAAAGAUUCUGCCAUUUUAGUCUUGAAGAAAUCCUGAAAUCUCACAUUUUAUUGGACCACUGGGUGAGUUGGUUGUCACAAGAACAUACAUCAUCAUCAUCAUCUUCUCAUCAUUGUUUUACAUUUAUGAUUCACUGCACAAGAAGAGUUCUUUAUACAGUAGUCAUCUGCUUUAAGCAAAAUUCACCGCUUUCAUUACAGGUAGAGAAAUAAAUGACAACUGGGGAAGUA
Messenger RNA from Melanotaenia boesemani (Boeseman's rainbowfish), 8785 nucleotides. It is a transcript of the gene polq, whose product is annotated as polymerase (DNA directed), theta. Gene Ontology annotation, biological process: DNA-templated DNA replication; double-strand break repair via alternative nonhomologous end joining. Gene Ontology annotation, molecular function: DNA-directed DNA polymerase activity; DNA binding; ATP binding. The record is from RefSeq and is a predicted model, not a curated record. The transcript has 35 exons. NCBI's taxonomy places the organism in Eukaryota, Metazoa, Chordata, Actinopteri, Atheriniformes, Melanotaeniidae. The coding region runs from base 199 to 8307 and encodes 2702 amino acids.